AUGGAUGCUGAGCGCGAGCGCAUCGAGCGCGCCAGGGCCAGGAACCUCGCCUACAUCCAGCAACAGGACGAGCGGCAGGCUUCGCAAGCGGCGGACGAACUGCUGGCCUCCGUGCUCGGAUCUCCUGCUGCUGCCCCCAGCGCCAAGAGGUCCACGCCCACGGGAGGCGGCUCGAAGGGCAACAGCAGCGUCUACAUCACGGGCCUCACCACGUACAUGGCGUGCAGGCAGCUCGAGGGCGUGUGCUCCAAGAUCGGCAAGGUUCGGCGCAUCAAGUUCUACAAGGACGAAAGAGGAGGACUGAAGGGCGAUGCAGUCGUCACGUUCUGCUCGCGUGCUACAAUGGCCAAGGCCAUUGACAGGUUGAAUCACUUCGAAGUCAAGCCUGGUGUGAUCAUCACGUACGAGACGCUAGCUACGUGA
Phytophthora sojae is the source of this 423-nucleotide messenger RNA. RefSeq lists its product as hypothetical. Gene Ontology annotation, molecular function: RNA binding. Gene Ontology annotation, cellular component: U2 snRNP; U2-type spliceosomal complex. The transcript is spliced from 5 exons. NCBI's taxonomy places the organism in Eukaryota, Oomycota, Peronosporomycetes, Peronosporales, Peronosporaceae. The record is from RefSeq and is a predicted model, not a curated record. Bases 1 to 423 code for a protein of 140 amino acids.